Pelobates fuscus (common spadefoot toad) is the source of this 882-nucleotide messenger RNA. Its product is annotated as nicotinamide N-methyltransferase-like. Bases 14 to 799 code for a protein of 261 amino acids. Gene Ontology annotation, cellular component: cytosol. The transcript has 3 exons. NCBI's taxonomy places the organism in Eukaryota, Metazoa, Chordata, Amphibia, Anura, Pelobatidae. The record is from RefSeq and is a predicted model, not a curated record. Gene Ontology annotation, molecular function: N-methyltransferase activity.
AGUGAGGAAAGAAAUGGACAGGGAGCUAUCAGAAAAAUCUCCUGAAUAUGAAAAUGAUUUUGAUGCAAGGAAAUAUCUGGACACUUUCUAUGCUUUGGAUCCAGAAGCUCCAGAAAUAGAUAAAGAAUCACAAUUUCUGCUCAAGUUUAUUGAACAUUUAGUUGCCUCAGGUUACCUGCAAGGAGAAAGCCUCAUAGAAAUUGGUUCUGGUCCCUCAAUACAUCAUAUACUGCCAGCCAGCAACAGCUUCAAAAAAAUCUACCUCACUGACUACAAUCAGGGAAACCUGAAUGAAAUAGAAAAGUGGCUGCAAGGCAAGGAAGAUGCCUUUGAUUGGUCUCCAUAUAUGAAAUAUGUCUGUGAUUUGGAAGGUAACAGUACCACACCUGAAGAGAAAGCAGAGAAGAUUAAAAAGUGUGUUUCUGUCUUGAAAAGUGAUGUCACCAAGGCCAACCCUCUGGAGCCAAACUCACUCCCUCCAGCGGACUGUGUGAUCAUUGCGGGAUGCCUCAUCUGCGCAUGUAAAACAGUGGAGGACUUUAAAAGUGGUCUAAAGAAUACUGUAUCUCUUAUGCGAUCAGGAGGGUAUCUGACCCUAAUUGAUUACAUGGGAGCCUCAUAUUAUGUUGUUGGAAAGGAAAAGUUUCCCCUUCUAUCAAUCAAUGAAGAUCUCGUUAAGCAAGCAAUUAUUGAAGCAGGAUGCGUCAUUGAAGAGUUUACUAUGUUCAAGGAUUUCGACUUUACAGAAGAGGUGUUUGAUUGUAAAAAAAUAUUCUGCAUUUUAGCACGCAAGUUGUGAAAAGAAAUGUAAAGAUGAAGUAAUGUUUACAUGUUGAAUUUUAGAAUACUGGAAAAUGUAAGACGUUAUUCACUCAACAGUGU